UAUUUAAAGCACGCAAAAGGUUUACGGCUUUAUAACUUAGAACAACUUAAGUACAAAAUUGAAAAUGUUGACAAAAUUAUUACUUAUGAAAAUAAUUUUCUUAAUAGCAUUAAUAAAUCGGUUCUAUACUUGUCAACCCAUUACGCCUGAAGAAGAAGAGGAUCAUCUUAAUAACCGUUUAAAACAUUAUUUAAAACGCAUAGAGUUUGUAGCGCAAAAAUCGCAUGGAAAAUUUUCCACAGAAUUAAAAAAUCUUAUGGAGAAAUUUAAACACUCAUUAAAUAAGGAGACAUUUAGAGAAAAGUCUCAAUUGCUGGAUCAGUACACUGAGAAUGAAGAUUUAGCAGAAUAUUUAUCAAUAGAAUUCGAUAAACAAUAUAUAAAUGAGGAUAUCUUAAUAGAAACCUGGUAUUUAAAUGAGAUAAUUCCCCAUGUCAAUAAAGAUCUGUAUAAUGAAGUGGAACAAAUAAUACACGAAUUAAAAGAGGCCUAUCGAAAUGAUGAUUGGGAAAGAAAAUUCAAUAUUUAUGCCGAUUUAGGAGAAAAAUUAUCCGAGGAUUUUCUCGAUUACUUCUAUGGAGAACAUCCACCGGUACCUCUGUUAAAUGCUCAAUUAAAAUAUUAUCGAGAAUAUUUGAUAUAUUUAUUGCAAGAACGUCAAAAGGGUGGUGAAUUUGAGAAUCAACUACAGGAAUUAUUGGGAAAGGUGGAUGUAGCAAUGAUUGGUGAUUGUCGAGAGGAAAAAGAAACUGUUAUUGAACUCUUCGAUGAUUUGACAACAAGGUUUGGACGCUAUUUGGAUGAAUAUUUUGUUGAUUUUAAAAUGUUUAAAUUUGGUGAAUGAAAAUAAAGUUAAAGAAAA
Molecule: messenger RNA, 862 nt
Organism: Lucilia cuprina (Australian sheep blowfly)
Lineage: Eukaryota; Metazoa; Arthropoda; Insecta; Diptera; Calliphoridae
Exons: 2
Coding region: 65-844 (259 amino acids)
Source: RefSeq, a predicted model, not a curated record